Neopsephotus bourkii (Bourke's parrot) is the source of this 537-nucleotide messenger RNA. Its product is annotated as glutamine-rich protein 2-like. The coding region runs from base 1 to 537 and encodes 178 amino acids. The transcript has 5 exons. The record is from RefSeq and is a predicted model, not a curated record. Lineage: Eukaryota; Metazoa; Chordata; Aves; Psittaciformes; Psittacidae.
AUGCAGGCUGCCAUCCUGCAGAUGCAAGGGGAGUAUGAAAAGCUCAACUCUGUCACGGGGAGCCUUCUGGAUGACAGUCGCCAGCAGCGGAAAGAUAUCGAGGGUCUGUUCCAGUCCUUGGAGAGGCUGGAGAAGGAGAAGGCAGACAAGGAGGACCUGGAGCUCGGAAUGGAUGAGAAAGCAGACAAAGACGCCUUGGAAAGCAAAGUCAGCCGCGCCCAAUUUGAGGCGAGCCUGGAGCUGCUGAAGGAGAGAAACCAGGAGGUGCUGAGCCGGCUGACAGGCCAGGAGCAGGGGCUGCACGAGGUCCAGCAGCAGCUGCGGGAGGAGAUGGCCUCCAAGCUGGAUCGCCUGGAGCUGGGGCUGUUCCAGCAGCAGCUGGAUGAACACUGGAAGAGCAGCCUCAAGCAGCUCAAGGAAAGGGCACCACCAAUGGAAGCUGACGAUGCAGCUGGGAUUAGGAAGCAGCUGCUGGUGGAUUUCCAGUGCCUGUCUUGUGACAAGCAACUCAACAUGCGGGUGCCUGGCUCUGAGUAG